AUGCGUGGACUCCGAUGUUGUAUCAUCGCGUGGACUGUUGUGACAGCAGGAGGUCAAACAGAAAGUGUCGAAGCCCGCAAGGCCGCAGAGGGGCUGCAGCAGGACGCGCCUGGACGGAGUAUCUUUGCAGCAGCCGCUCAGGGUGGCUUCGGCGUAGAAACAGAGACUCACAGUGGUGGUCAGCUUGCUGCAUACGGUGAGAACACCUUCGUAGAGGUCCCGCACCUGCCCACGCAGCUGCCGAUGACCGAGCUGGAGGCCGAGGUGCAGCGCACGAGCCGAGUAGCAGCCUUCCUGGCACAGGAUGCCGCCGUCCUGUCGAAGGAACUGCAGGGUCUUCAGAUCUCCCUGCGAGGGCAUGCGAGGUUAGAGCCCGAUCCUGCGGAGACGCCCGCGGUCUCCGCGCUGGCACUGGGCUCGGAGGAGUUCCGAGCCGUCCCCGAGGACACAAAGGGCAACAGCACCUCCAAAGCGAAGGCUGCUGACACCAAAGCAGCUGCAGGAGACGAGGGGUGCGACGGAGCCGGGCAGGUGCCAUGUUCCCCGCUGAACCGCCUCAUCACCUUCGACUAUCGCUAUCCCAUCGCCUGGGGAUUGCUGAACUGGGUGCUGGUCUUUGUCCUGGCUUUCUUGACAGCCUGGUGCUUCUGUGCCUGCUGUUGCCGACCUAGGCGUACCGGGUGA
Messenger RNA from Symbiodinium sp. CCMP2456, 684 nucleotides. The record is from the annotation of a GenBank genome assembly. NCBI's taxonomy places the organism in Eukaryota, Dinophyceae, Suessiales, Symbiodiniaceae.